Molecule: messenger RNA, 642 nt
Organism: Rotaria sp. Silwood2
Lineage: Eukaryota; Metazoa; Rotifera; Eurotatoria; Philodinida; Philodinidae
Source: the annotation of a GenBank genome assembly
AUGUAUGGUUCUCAUGCAUAUGAAUUCAAACAGUUUACAACAUCACAAAUUUGUGAUGUUUGUGAUGAAUUAAUUGAUUCAAAAAAAUCACCAAAUGAAGGAAUACGAGCACUUCAAUGUCGUGAUUUUUUAAAUGUUUGUCAUGAAAAAUGUCGACCAAUAGCAUCAUAUAAAUCAUGUCAACGAAUUGGUGUUAGUGGAUCAUCAGAUUCUCAAAUUGUUGUUAAUUCAACUCGAUUUGAAAAAGGCAGUGUUACAGGUGUUUAUGAUCAUCAUGGAUUAUCGCAUCCAUUUUCAUCAUCAAGUGUAACUGGAAAUAAUUCAGGUCUACAACAUCGAACACAUGAAGGUCAUUUAUUAAAACAAUGGAAAGAACAAUGUUUUGUACUUGAUUCUGUACGACAUGAGCUUCGAUAUUAUGAUAGUAGUGAUGAUCAAACAGCAAAAGGUGUUAUUCUUUUAGCUAAUGCUGUAGAAAUUCUUCCUUAUACUGGUCCAUUGCCAAAUGCAUUAAGACGAUUUGAUAGUCGAGCCGCUUUUGAAUUACAUUCAAAUCGUCGUAUUUAUAAUUUUAUAGCUGCAAUACCUCAAGAUGUUCAAACAUGGACCGAAAAAAUCAAAUCAUGUCUUCUAGAUUCUUAG